This is a messenger RNA of Paramecium tetraurelia, 873 nucleotides long. RefSeq lists its product as uncharacterized. Gene Ontology annotation, molecular function: protein serine/threonine phosphatase activity. The transcript is spliced from 3 exons. The record is from RefSeq and is a predicted model, not a curated record. NCBI's taxonomy places the organism in Eukaryota, Ciliophora, Oligohymenophorea, Peniculida, Parameciidae. Gene Ontology annotation, biological process: protein dephosphorylation.
AUGGGUUUGUAUUUAGCAAAACCUGAUACGACAAAACUAACUCAAUCUGGGAAGGUAUUGGAUUUUGCAUACACGUCUACAUCGUUGCAGGGUUGGUAAAUCCAACAAGACGAAUUUGUAAUCAUAAAGGAGAAGUUUGAUCAAGAUAAUUGUCUAUUCUGUAUAGUGGAACAAUAUGGGGGGAUGGAGUAUGGAAAGUAUAUUCAGGAUCAUAUAGUGGAGGCACUAGUGAGUGACUCGGAAUAUAAACAGAAAAAUUACGACAAAGCAAUUGUUGGUCUAUAUGAAAGAUUGGACAAUUAACUAAAAAAUUAAUUUAAGGAGAGCACCAGCUACUAGGGUGUUACUCUAUUAUUAACAUUGAUUACAAACGAAAACAUUUAUGUAGCGAAUGCAGGAUUAUCCAGGUGUAUCAUUCGAUAUGAAGGUAAGCACAAGGUAAUGACUGUUGAACAUUAUCCAAUGAACGAUCACGAGAAACAGAGGAUACUUGCUGCUGGAGGAGAGGUGUGGGAAAAUAGAUUGAAUGCUCAUCUCCCAUACAGUAGAGGUCUGGGGAAUUUUGAAUACAAAUCCAAUUCCAACCUAGAUCAGAGCAAGUAACUGCUAAUUUCUGUGCCGAGCAUCAAGUAUGUUGAUAAAGAAGAGACUGAAUUGAUUCUAAUGGGAAGUCAUGGCUUUUGGGAAACGUGGACUAACAAUGCGAUCUCGGAGGUCAUUUUGGAGAGAAUUCAAUAAGGGAAGCCUCUGCCUGAUAUCUUGGAAACCAUAUGCGAUUCGAUCGUGGCAUAGAAUGUCGAGGGUGAAUAUGGGAAGGAUAACAUCUCUAGCAUAUUGGUUCAUUUCUAAAGAGAAUAAAAGCAGGUUAUUUGA